AAUACAGUAAUUAAAAUUAACGCUUUAACCAAGGUCGACGAAACCAAGGUCGGAGUCAAAGGUUUGAUCGAUUCGGGAAUCAGAACCAUCCCCCCUUUCUUCGUCCAUCCGCCCGAAACCCUAGCGGACCUCAAGCGGGGUGCCGAACCCGGAUCUGUGCAGGAGAUCCCCACGGUGGACCUCGCCGGCGUGGAGGACUUCCGCGCCGGCGUGGUGGAGAAGGUCCGGCUGGCGGCGAGCACCGUGGGGUUCUUCCAGGUGGUCAACCACGGCAUCCCGGAGGAACUCCUCCGGCGGACACUGGCGGCGGUGAAGGCAUUCCACGAGCAGCCCGCGGAGGAGAGGGCGCGGGUGUACCGUAGGGAUAUAGGGAAGGGCGUGUCGUAUAUUUCUAACGUGGACCUCUUCCAAUCAAAAGCCGCCAGCUGGCGCGACACAAUCCAGAUUAGGAUGGGGCCAACCGUAGUGGAUUCCAGCGAGAUUCCAGAAGUGUGUAGGAAAGAGGUGAUGGAGUGGGAUAAGGAGGUGGUGCGUGUGGCACGUGUGUUGUAUGCUUUACUCAGUGAGGGGCUGGGAUUGGGUGCGGAGAGGCUCACGGAGAUGGGUCUGGUGGAAGGAAGAGUUAUGGUGGGGCACUAUUACCCCUUUUGCCCUCAGCCUGAUCUGACGGUGGGGCUUAACUCGCAUGCGGAUCCAGGGGCUCUUACGGUGUUGCUGCAGGACCAUAUUGGGGGGUUGCAGGUUGAGACCAAACAGGGUUGGAUUCAUGUCAGGCCUCAGCCUAACGCUUUGGUUAUUAACAUUGGAGAUUUUCUUCAGAUAAUUUCUAAUGAAACAUACAAGAGUGCUCAUCAUAGGGUGUUAGCUAAUUACUCUAAUGAGCCACGAGUCUCUGUUGCUGUUUUCCUCAACCCAAGUGAUAGGGUGAGACUUUUUGGACCAUUGCCAGAGUUAACAUCAACAGAGAAACCAGCUCUUUAUAGGAACUUCACUUUCGAUGAAUUUAUGAAAAGGUUCUUCACGAAAGAGUUGGACGGUAAAUCAUUGACAAAUUUCUUCAGGCAGUGAUGUACACACACAUAUAUAGCAUCUAUUUCGGGUGAUAUAUCAUUGUUGAAGGUACAUAUAUAAAAAUGUUGAUGUGAUGAUGAUGGUAUUUUAUGUUAAUACGUUUGUGAAUAAAAAGGUGCUAUAUGUAUGUUUGACAAAAGCGUAAUUGUUCUUCCCUCAGUUCAUGAUAUCUUUUAUUCA
Molecule: messenger RNA, 1251 nt
Organism: Glycine soja
Lineage: Eukaryota; Viridiplantae; Streptophyta; Magnoliopsida; Fabales; Fabaceae
Product: 1-aminocyclopropane-1-carboxylate oxidase homolog 4-like
Exons: 3
Source: RefSeq, a predicted model, not a curated record